Molecule: messenger RNA, 990 nt
Organism: Guillardia theta CCMP2712
Lineage: Eukaryota; Cryptophyceae; Pyrenomonadales; Geminigeraceae
Exons: 13
Coding region: 1-990 (329 amino acids)
Molecular function (GO): protein binding
Source: RefSeq, a predicted model, not a curated record
AUGCAUGCUGCGAGCAACGACCGAGGGACGAGCGGAAUGAGGUAUAUCACCGAGGAAUCCAGCGGCCACUUGUCAGCGAUAACUGGAAGGAGUUUGCAUGCGACGUUGAGAGCAGCAGGCACGCAGGCAACGCGGCCAAAGAAGGAGACGAAGAGAGCGGAAUGCCGAUUAUGUCUGAUAGCGGUCGGUCUCCUUGGUCCGUACAUGUCGGGCAAACUUAUCGUCAUUGCAGACCUCAAACGACGCUCUCUGUUGAUAGCAGCAGAGAUAGGAGAUACAGAGUUUGUUUCUCACCUCGUCAAGAGUGGCGACUGUUCAGUCCACGAUCGAGAUGAGUUCGGUCGGACUGCAUUGCAUCUUGCAGCAGCAAACGGCCACAUCGACACCUCAAACUUGCUUCUGUCUCUCGGCGCAGACCUGUGGGCUUAUGACAAACAUGAAAUGGUGUUCAACCUGGAGAAGCGGUGCAUGACACCAAGAGGACAGCGAUACGCUUCGAACAACGACAUGUCGAGCCACUACACAGCAUUCUCACCAGCAAAGUCAGAGUCCCGCGGACCCGAUAGCGUCAGCAAGCUGGUCAGCCCAGACUCCCGCGCAGAGCAACAUAGACUAUAUGACCGCAACUCCCUCAGCUCACCCCCGAUGAAGAACGCCUGGCAGACCGUGUGCCAGACUACAGAAGUGGAAACUGUCAAGGAGAUCAGCGUGAAUUUUCCGAACACAUUUGAUGAGCACAACUCUCCCAUACGGCUCAAGUACAUGCUUGUUCCACAAAGGUCUAACGAUGGGGAAGAAAACGGCUAUCAGCAUGUCGUCUCCUACGUCGACCCCUUAGUAUUGAAAGACAAGAGUGACAUCAAGGCCGGAGAUGUGCUCUUGAAAAUCGGCGACAUCAGCUUGCAAGCUGCUGCGAAGACAGGUAGGGACGGGAAACGUGAUUGGCAUAUCUUCAUCUUCUGCUGUUUCUUGGUUCUUGAUCCCUUCUGA